Molecule: messenger RNA, 1651 nt
Organism: Babesia bovis T2Bo
Lineage: Eukaryota; Apicomplexa; Aconoidasida; Piroplasmida; Babesiidae
Exons: 3
Coding region: 450-1592 (380 amino acids)
Source: RefSeq, a predicted model, not a curated record
AACGUUACACAUCACUGUGAAAUAGAUUAUAUGUCAGUAUAUGUUUGUUACAACGACAUAGUACCUGUUGUACGUUAGACUAUAUGGUACUCUAAGCUUCAUGUGUGGAUAUGCCCUCAUACAUGUUUUGCGGCAUUACCCACUUAAUGGAUCUAUUGGAACUCAUCUGUUAUCUAGAAUGCAGCGCUCUAAACAUAACUAGUUGUAUAGCCUUCAGAUGUGUACCACAUUGAAGACAGGAUAUCAGCAGCACCUUCUGAUCCAAUGGAUACUUGUUAAGGACUAAUAUUUUAACUCGCAUAUCUUAGAAAAAGCUCAUUGAUGUACGUAUCAAAAGGUGAAAAUACCAAUAUUUUACAUUUGGUGGUACUAUCAAUACUUUGUGCUAUCUAUUUGUGGAUACCUCCUCCAGGCGCCAACCAAAAGUGCUCCACCAGAGAAUAUCAAAAAUGGCAUUAAAAACAGGAUCUAUACUGGUUAGUAAGGGUCCACCCUCGAAGGUGUUUGGGGAUGAUAACGAAACCGCGGAACCUCCAGUGAUUAAAUCACCGGAGAUAGCACCGGAGCAAUGGAAACCCAAAGCAGUUCUAUCUAUGGACUCAAUUACGGUUGGAAUAGGACCACCAAAAGCUUUGUCUUCUAAACCCACGGCCAAAUCUCAGAUAUUCCCGAAAAACAUAGUUGUUGGGAGGUCUGUAAAAGCAGGGUUGAAUCUGGCACCUAAAGCUGUACCCAAAGCUCCCACUCCAAUCCAGGUAGAUAAAACGGAGAAAGGAAUACCGGUGGAGACACCCAAGAGGCACAAAGAUGAAUUCACCGAAAUUAUGAGGGACCUGGUGUCCACAGAUUCCCUAAAGUGCGAUAUAUUAGAGGAAGAUGGAAAACCGGUUACCGAAGACUCAGCUGAAACAAAACCAUCGCAAAGCAGCAUUGUUGAAAUCCCACCAAAAGAUAGCCUGCCAAAUGGCCAAGUUAAAUGCUUCACAACGGCAAUGCCAACUUAUGGGACCCUGCAAGAACAGAACACGAUAUCCGCCAAACCCUUAACUGAAAAGGCGAAGUCAGCCCAUGAUAUCAAACUGGAUGCAUUCAGAAGAGUUGCAAAUAAAUUCAAGAUGAUAACCAGGUUAAGAUGCGGUAAAGAGGAGGAAUACUUCCCACUGGAUCAAUAUGGCUACGCUAUGCGUCACAGCCACUCUAACAUUACUGACCCUUCGCAAUGUGAAUCAGCAAGACGUACCACAAGCCUAACGAGUGAUAAGUUUGCAUCAUCCACGUUCUCUGCCACAGGAGGAUUAGUACCAGCUUCACAGUACGAUAUAGGGAGACGAGCUGGGCUCAAGAUGAACGCCAUCACGCAAAAGUAUAAAGCAAUAAGAGAAUCAAUAGAAAAUUUAGAUUCAUACAAUGGCACCGAGGCUAAAGAUGGACACUACAUGGAACACAAACCAACAAUGGCCAAAUUAUGGUCAAAACAUGGUAGUACCGCAGUAUUAACGAAAAGUGGGACUCAAUAUGACGAAGAAAAUCUACCGGCAUUAUAUUCGGUGUACAAAAGAUACAGCAGGGGUACUGCACACGGGUUACUGUGAAAAAGCAUGAGAAGAAAAUUCACUUCCAUGUUUUAGCACAAAAACUCUAAUGUAAAAAA